Molecule: messenger RNA, 582 nt
Organism: Podospora bellae-mahoneyi
Lineage: Eukaryota; Fungi; Ascomycota; Sordariomycetes; Sordariales; Podosporaceae
Exons: 2
Coding region: 1-582 (193 amino acids)
Source: RefSeq, a predicted model, not a curated record
AUGGCCUCUGUCCUCACCUCGGAACCCUCCCUCGUCUACUCCCGCCGGGUAGUCGAGGCCCGGGUACACAAAUACCACUGGCCCGCCGUCCAGCUCAACAUCUGGAUGCUCAUCAUGCUCAUAAGCGCCUGCACCAUCAUUGGCGUAUUUGCCACCUUUAUCGACAUCCAGCACACCCUUCUACUACCGGUACCGUGGUACUUCCCCUACUACAUAACCGUCGCCUCCCUCGCAGUCUUCUUCAUCCUCCUCCUCCUCUACCUUAUCUACCAGCGCCGCUUGCUCCCCUCCAUCGUCAUGAUAGGAGGUUUUAUUCUCUUUGUGCUGUGGUUGACGGGGUUGAUAGUGAUAUCAGUGCAGCUGUGGGGGCCGGACGGGAGCGUGAGUUCGGAGUGCAAUAUCCAGGUUUUUGGGGCUAGUCCGAUGCCCAAGGGGCAGACGCUGGAGACGUUGGCGUGGUUGGAGCAGAGGAGUAUUUGCCAGAGCUGGCAGGCGGUUUUUGCGUUUGGGCUGGUGGGGGCGGUGUUUUUGUUGUGGAUUAUGGUUAUUGCUUAUCAGGUUUUUGCGGAUGAUGCUGUUUGA